AUGUCUUCAGAUGGAAGCGCGGUCGGUCUUUCCGACUCGGCUCAGAAAGUUCCACAUGCCUGCUCCUCAUGUCGUCGACAAAAGAAAGGCUGCGACAAAGCUUUUCCAAGCUGUUCGGCGUGCUUGAGAUUACGACGAGCCUGUGUCUACGAUGCCGGGCCCUCCCCUCCAUUACCAGAGAAUUUCGAGUCUUUGGCCCGUCGCCUCAGCAAUUUGGAGCACGAGAUGAACGAGCAUCGAGCCCUGUGUGAGACGAAAGUGGAUAACCGAGGCCAGGGGUUCAAUUCUGAGGUCGAUGAUGUUAAUACAGACGGCUACGCCUUUCCUGGCUCAUCCGCUUUCCCUUCAGUCUUCUUUCUGGACGUCAAUGUUUUCCGAAGGCAUCGAUUAAAGGCACCAACACCUCAAGUCACAGUUCAGGACAACAUUUUUCGGGAGAUUGGAGAUGAUGUAGAGAUUCGGGCCACUGUUGGGGAAUUUUUCUUCUCGGUCUCUCCUUGGAUGGCCAUAGUGGCCAAGAAACAAUUCUAUCAAGAAAUCUCGGCUCUUCCAAUUGAGAUGGCACCUGAUGUCACGCUUCUCCUCCUUUGCAUGAAGCUGAUCAUUCAGAAGCCUGAUCCCAAAAAGAGUCCCCGAACUCAUCUCUUUGCUGUUACCAAGAAUUUCUACUUGACGGUCGAGUCCAGUGGCUUUGCUUCCAUGCGAUUGCUCCAAGCCGCCAUCUUGAUAUCCUUGUACGAGACUGGCCAUGCAAUAUACCCGCAAGCAUACAUUUCAAUAGGUCAUGUUGCAAGACUCGGACAAGCAAUUGGCCUGCACGAUACGGACAGGCCGCAGCUAGCUCUGGAGCCUGGAAACUGGGAGCAGAUGGAAGAAAGGAGGCGAGUGUGGUGGGCGGUGUAUAUCCUCGACAGGCACGUGAAUAUCGGGAACCCCUCCAGAUCCCUGGCAUUGGCGGAAACUGGACGGAAGGAAUACUUGCCUGUAGAUGAUAAGGCGUGGGAGCGAGGAGACAAGGUUGCCAGUGAGCCAUUAUUCGUAUCAUCUUCGACAAAUAUAGCAGCAGCACCAUACGCCAGACUCUGUCAAGCAUCGCAUUUACUCAGCCUUGUCCUUACUUACGUUAACGAUAACGUUUCAAGUGCUAGCAUGCGUCUGGAGGAAGCCCAACAACUCGCUCGAGCAGUCCUAUCUUUAUGUACCUUCAUGCAGACGGAAGUGAGCAAUGAAGCUACCAGAAUCUGUGUUCCGAUGGCCAUAUGUUACAGUGCACUCAUCGUUCUCUACGAGCAUGCUUCCAAUAAUGGGCAGACUGGCUACUCUCUUCCUGAAGAGGAAGGGUUGCGAGACCUGGGUGUGAGCGGACUGCAUGGUCUGAUACCUUUGAUUACCGAAUAUGCGAUACAUAUUCAGACCAUUCUACCUUAUAACAUCGAUCAAGCUUCGCCUUUCAUUUGCAACUGCCUGUAUCGUUUUGCUGUCUGGAUUUCUGGUAUGGCAGAUGCUUCCGCCAAGUCCAACAACACCAGAGCGAUAAAACUCGCGAGGGAUACACUGGAAAAACUUAGCCAACGGUGGAUGGUGGCCGAAUAUCUCAAGAUACUCGACGACUUCGAAUUAGGAUAUCCUGCUGCCGACGCGAUGGCCCUGGAUGUUGCUCAAAAUGCAUACAAUCCAAGCUACAUGGACUCAAGUAGCUUCGUCAUGGGAAGUGACUGA
Mollisia scopiformis is the source of this 1719-nucleotide messenger RNA. RefSeq lists its product as uncharacterized. Gene Ontology annotation, biological process: DNA-templated transcription; regulation of DNA-templated transcription. Gene Ontology annotation, cellular component: nucleus. Gene Ontology annotation, molecular function: zinc ion binding; DNA binding; DNA-binding transcription factor activity, RNA polymerase II-specific. The record is from RefSeq and is a predicted model, not a curated record. The coding region runs from base 1 to 1719 and encodes 572 amino acids. The transcript has 6 exons. NCBI's taxonomy places the organism in Eukaryota, Fungi, Ascomycota, Leotiomycetes, Helotiales, Mollisiaceae.